Molecule: messenger RNA, 1692 nt
Organism: Metarhizium robertsii ARSEF 23
Lineage: Eukaryota; Fungi; Ascomycota; Sordariomycetes; Hypocreales; Clavicipitaceae
Product: Cytochrome P450 CYP5320A1
Exons: 7
Coding region: 1-1692 (563 amino acids)
Molecular function (GO): monooxygenase activity; oxidoreductase activity, acting on paired donors, with incorporation or reduction of molecular oxygen; heme binding
Source: RefSeq, a predicted model, not a curated record
AUGUACUUGAACGAUGACACUUUCGGCUCCUCUGCCACCUCGCUGACGUCUCUGGCAGUUGUUAUUUUCAUCACAUUAUCCUUGUAUUGCUUCUACGUUCGAGAAUUGACAUCCCUUCGAAACGUGCCUGGGCCCUUCUUUGCUAGUAUGUCACCACUCUGGCUCAUCACCAGCCAGCGCACGUUUCAACGACCACAUGUAGAUUUGGAUCUUCAUGAGAAGUACGGCCCCAUAGUUCGCGUCAGCUCAAAUGAGGUGAUUGUGUCCAGUACAAAGUCGAGACAUGUGAUAUACGGCGCCACAAGCAAAUUUCCAAAGGGAGACUGGUAUAUCCCCACAGGGAGUGCCGGUUGGAGUGAUGGCGAUGAGCUAGACUUUCUCUCCGAGUUGGACAUGGACAAAUAUCGACUGCAAAGAAGACUGGUCGGACCGGCUUACACGGAUAAUUUUAUGCGCCAAAUAGAGGGUAACCUGGACAAAAUCUUGGAGAGAAACAUCGAAAUCAUGAUUCAAAGAGCGGGUCGUAUCGAAGAUGUUGACCAUGUUGCCAACUUUCUCGCUUCUGGUAUGAUUCUCAGCGUCCGUAUUAUUCGUGGUUUCUUCCACUCAUGUGAUUUAGACUGUUUGCAAGUCGCUACUUUUGGUGAAUCAAAGGGCCUUCUUGAAGCUGGCGUGGAUGAUGGAGCAAUCCAAUUGACCAUGAACUUGUGGGGUUAUAUGCACUGGGUUGGGUAUGUGCCCGUCUAUCACAGAGCAAAGAAGUGGUUCAACAUGAUUGUGAAGCCAAAGUUGUGUAUCAUCUUGGCCAUACUCCCCGACUUGCCGACUCGAAAGACCACGAUGCAUUCCAAGCCGGCUAGUCAAAUGACGGAGCAUGUUUUCGUCUGGGCGAGGAAACGCAUCCGAGACCGCUUUGACAGUUUUGCCAGUCAAAAACUUCCCACGCAAGCAACCGACAUUGCUACUAGGCUCCUACAGAUCCAUGCUGAGAAGCCAGCUUUAAAGCCGCAUUGGGUUGCCGAGAUGCUGGGCACCAACUUUGGUGCUGGCGUUGAAACAACAGCCAUUACAAUCUCCAGCUUUCUCGAUUUUGUGAUCUCCCACCCUGGAUGCCAGGAAAAAGUCCAAAAGGAGAUUGACGAGGCGAGAGAAGCGGGGAAAUUGAGCAAAUUGCCAAAGCUGAGGGAGAUUGAAAGUUUGCCCUACUUGAGCGCCUGCUUGAACGAGAGCAAAAGGUUGCACCCUGUGGUUGGAAGUCCUCUUCAGAGAGUUGUGCCACAUGGAGGAAUAGAGUUGGAAGGUAAAUGGCUACCAGCUGGAACUGCGGUCGGAAUCAAUCCAUGGGUGAUGGGACGCAAUAAGUCGCUUUUCGGCGCAGAUGCUGACGCUUUUCGACCAGAGCGCUGGUUCGAAAUGUCUCGUGAACAGUGGAAAGCCUGCGAAGCAAAUAGCAUGUUCUUUGGUGCUGGAGUACGCUCUUGCCCUGGAAAACAUCUGGCCCAAGCAAUUUUGAGCAAGGUGCUGCCGCUUUUAUUGAUGGAACUAUGCUGGAGUCAUGCACAACCGGGCACAGGAAGACCAAUACGAUCGGCAUUCAUGACGAGGCUCCACAAAGUCAAGGUCCAGUGGAAGAAAAGAGAAGUUACGGAGGUCAGCCUCAGAGAUGAAGCUGAACCCAUUGUUUUUGUCUAG